UCUCUCUCGGUCUUCUUCUUCUCCCCCAAAAGUGAGAAGAGAUUUCGUCUGAGAUCGAUUAUCUGAUCUACUCAGACAAACACUGUUCUGCUCACUUACUCAAAACGAACAAUCAAAAAUAGACAAAUCAUAAAUAAAACUAACAGAAAAAAAUUGAUUUCGCAAGUUAUCUGAAACCCUAAUUUUGAUUUCUGAGUGAUUUGGAAUCAAAUAUCCAUUACCCAUGGAUAUGCGAUUUCCUUUCUCUCCUGCUGAGGUUGCUAAAGUCCGAAUGGUUCAGUUCGGUAUCCUCAGUCCAGAUGAGAUUAGGCAAAUGUCGGUUGUACAGAUCGAACACAGUGAAACAACUGAACGAGGGAAACCUAAACCAGGAGGAUUAAGUGAUACUCGAUUAGGAACAAUUGAUAGAAAGAUGAAGUGUGAAACAUGUACAGCUAACAUGGCGGAAUGUCCUGGACACUUUGGACACUUAGAACUUGCUAAACCUAUGUUUCAUAUUGGGUUUAUGAAGAUUGUUCUUAGUAUAAUGCGAUGUGUCUGCUUCAACUGUUCUAAAAUCCUUGCAGAUGAGGAGGAUCACAAGUUCAAGCAAUCUCAGAGGAUAAAGAAUCCAAAACAUCGACUAAGAAAGGUUCUUGAUGCUUGUAAGAAUAAAACAAAGUGUGAUGGGGGUGAUGAAAUUGAUGUCCAAGACGAAGAUUUGGAAAAACCUGUGAAGAAGAGUAGAGGGGGUUGCGGUGCUCAACAACCGAAGCUCACUAUUGAAGGUAUGAAAAUGAUUGCAGAAUACAAAAUUCAAAGGAAGAAAACUGACGAUCCAGAACAGCUUCCUGAACCUGUUGAAAGAAAACAACAGCUUACUGCAGAGAGGGUUUUGAGUGUCCUCAAGCGGAUAAGUGACGAGGACUGUAUAUUGUUGGGUUUGAACCCUAAAUAUGCCCGCCCAGAUUGGAUGAUUUUACAAGUCCUCCCUAUACCUCCUCCUCCUGUGAGACCUUCUGUGAUGAUGGAUACAUCAGCUAGGAGUGAGGAUGAUUUAACUCAUCAAUUGGCGAUGAUUAUUAGACACAAUGAGAAUCUGAGGAAGCAGGAGAGAAAUGGUGCUCCUGCCCACAUUAUUUCGGAGUUCGCACAACUAUUACAGUUCCAUAUUGCAACUUAUUUUGACAAUGAGCUGCCUGGUCAACCAAGGGCUACACAACGUUCUGGAAGACCAAUCAAAUCUAUAUGCAGUAGGCUUAAGGCGAAGGAAGGUCGAAUUAGGGGUAACUUAAUGGGGAAGCGUGUUGAUUUUUCAGCUCGUACUGUCAUCACGCCAGAUCCAACAAUCAACAUUGAUGAACUGGGAGUCCCUUGGAGUAUUGCUUUAAAUCUGACAUAUCCAGAAACAGUGACACCCUAUAACAUCGAAAGGUUGAAGGAGCUUGUUGAAUAUGGGCCUCAUCCUCCCGUUGGUAAAACUGGGGCAAAGUACAUUAUAAGGGAAGAUGGACAGAGACUUGAUCUUCGUUAUUUGAAAAAAAGCAGUGAUCAUCAUUUAGAGCUUGGAUAUAAGGUAGAGAGACACUUGAAUGAUGGUGACUUUGUCCUUUUCAACCGUCAACCAAGUCUUCACAAAAUGUCUAUCAUGGGGCAUAGAAUCAAGAUUAUGCCUUACUCAACCUUUCGUCUGAACUUAUCUGUAACUUCACCAUACAAUGCUGAUUUUGAUGGGGAUGAGAUGAACAUGCAUGUUCCUCAGUCAUUUGAGACGAGGGCAGAAGUUUUGGAGCUCAUGAUGGUUCCUAAGUGCAUCGUGUCACCUCAGUCUAAUAGGCCUGUUAUGGGUAUUGUCCAGGACACACUCUUAGGGUGCCGGAAAAUCACCAAAAGAGAUACGUUUAUAGAGAAGGAUGUCUUCAUGAACAUCUUGAUGUGGUGGGAGGAUUUUGAUGGAAAAGUACCUGCUCCUACAAUUUUGAAGCCUAGACCUCUCUGGACUGGAAAACAAGUCUUCAAUCUCAUUAUUCCGAAGCAGAUUAAUCUCUUGAGAACCUCAGCGUGGCAUUCAGAGAAUGAAACUGGUUUUAUAACACCAGGAGAUACCCAGGUUAGAAUAGAGAGGGGGGAGCUUCUCACAGGUACUCUGUGCAAGAAGGCCCUUGGAACAUCUACUGGAAGUCUUAUUCAUGUCAUCUGGGAAGAAGUUGGUCCUGAUGCUGCUCGUAAGUUCUUGGGUCACACUCAGUGGCUUGUUAACUACUGGCUUUUACAGAAUGGUUUUAGCAUUGGAAUUGGAGACACGAUCGCUGACGCCUCGACCAUGGAGAAAAUUAACGAUACAAUUUCAAAAGCGAAAAAUGAAGUCAAAGAUCUUAUCAGAAUGGCCCAGGAGAAGAGUUUAGAACCUGAACCUGGGCGAACUAUGAUGGAAUCGUUCGAGAACAGAGUGAAUCAGGUGUUGAACAAAGCUCGUGACGAUGCUGGAAGUAGUGCUCAGAAGAGUUUGUCUGAGAGUAAUAAUCUCAAGGCUAUGGUUACAGCAGGAUCAAAAGGAAGUUUUAUUAACAUAUCACAGAUGACUGCUUGUGUCGGACAGCAGAAUGUAGAGGGGAAGCGGAUUCCUUACGGAUUCAUUGAUCGAACACUACCUCAUUUUACUAAGGAUGACUAUGGGCCUGAAAGUCGUGGGUUUGUGGAGAAUUCAUACUUGCGGGGUCUGACUCCACAAGAGUUCUUUUUUCACGCUAUGGGAGGUAGAGAAGGUCUGAUUGAUACUGCCGUGAAAACUUCUGAGACGGGGUAUAUCCAGAGGCGUCUUGUGAAGGCUAUGGAGGACAUUAUGGUCAAAUAUGAUGGCACUGUCCGGAAUUCUUUAGGAGAUGUCAUUCAAUUUCUUUAUGGAGAGGAUGGUAUGGAUGCUGUUUGGAUCGAGUCUCAGAAGCUGGACUCCUUGAAAAUGAAGAAACCCGAGUUUGAUAAGGUUUAUAGGUUUGAGUUUGAUGAUGACAAUUGGACUCCAAAUUACAUGCAAUCAGAUUAUGUUGAAGAUCUGAAAAAUAUUAGAGAGUUCCGUCAUGUGUUUGACGCAGAAGUUAAGAAAUUGGCAGAUGAUCGGCUCCAGCUUGGAACUGAGAUCACUACCACUGGUGACAAUUCUUGGCCCAUGCCUGUGAACUUAAGGAGGCUCAUUUGGAACGCACAAAAGACCUUUAAGGUUGACCCGAGAAGGCCUUCUGAUAUGCACCCCAUGGAGAUUGUGGAAGCUAUUGAUAAACUUCAGGAAAGGCUUAAAGUUGUUCCUGGUGAUGAUUCAAUGAGUAUGGAGGCUCAGAAGAAUGCUACCCUGUUCUUCAACAUUUUGCUGCGUAGCACUUUUGCGAGUAAGAGGGUGUUGAAAGAACACCACCUGACACGUGAAGCAUUUGAUUGGGUUAUUGGUGAAGUUGAGUCUCGUUUUUUACAGUCAUUAGUUGCUCCCGGUGAAAUGAUUGGUUGUGUUGCAGCACAGUCUAUUGGCGAACCUGCUACUCAGAUGACUCUUAACACCUUUCACUAUGCUGGAGUGAGUGCGAAGAAUGUGACCCUCGGUGUUCCCAGGUUAAGAGAAAUUAUUAACGUUGCCAAGAAAAUCAAAACACCAUCUCUCUCUGUUUAUCUGAAACCCGAGGUUAAUAAGACAAAAGAAAGGGCUAAGAAUGUUCAGUGUGCUCUGGAAUACACUACUUUGCGUAGUGUAACUCAAGCUACUGAGGUAUGGUAUGAUCCAGAUCCAAUGGGCACCAUUAUUGAAGAAGAUAUUGAUUUUGUCAAGUCCUACUAUGAAAUGCCCGAUGAAGAGGUUGCACCAGAGAAAAUUUCUCCCUGGCUUCUUAGGAUUGAGUUAAAUCGUGAAAUGAUGGUGGACAAAAAAUUGAGCAUGGCCGACAUUGCAGAAAAAAUCAACCUCGAGUUUGAUGAUGACUUGACCUGUAUAUUUAAUGACGACAAUGCGGAAAAACUGAUCCUCCGUAUCCGUAUCAUGAAUGAUGAGGCUCCCAAAGGGGAGUCACUGGAUGAAUCUGCGGAAGAUGACGUUUUCCUCAAGAAGAUUGAGAGUAACAUGUUGACCGAAAUGGCCCUUAGAGGAAUACCAGAUAUCAAUAAGGUUUUCAUCAAGAGCGGGAAAGUUAACAGGUUUGAUGAGGAUGAAGGAUUCAAGCCAGAGGUUGAGUGGAUGCUGGAUACUGAAGGUGUUAAUUUGUUGGCUGUUAUGUGCCAUGAAGAUGUUGAUGCCACAAGGACUACGAGUAACCACUUAAUUGAAGUGAUAGAGGUUCUUGGUAUUGAGGCAGUUCGUCGAUCCCUCUUGGAUGAGUUGCGAGUCGUUAUUUCAUUUGAUGGAUCUUAUGUCAACUAUAGGCACUUGGCUAUCUUAUGUGACACCAUGACGUACAGGGGUCAUUUGAUGGCCAUCACCCGUCAUGGUAUCAAUAGGAAUGAUACCGGGCCAAUGAUGAGAUGCUCAUUUGAAGAAACGGUUGACAUUCUUUUGGAUGCUGCCGUGUAUGCUGAAACAGAUCAUCUGAGAGGAGUUACUGAAAACAUCAUGCUUGGUCAGCUUGCGCCAAUUGGGACUGGAGAUUGUUCCUUGUACCUGAAUGAUCAAAUGCUACAGCAAGCUAUUGAGCUUCAAUUGCCAAGUUAUAUGGAAGGUCUGGAUUUUGGCAUGACGCCUUCUCGUUCGCCAAUCAUGGGAACCCCAUAUCACGAGGGAAUGAUGUCACCAAAUUACUUGCUGAGCCCUAAUGCUCGCUCCUCGCCAAUAUCAGAUGCUCAGUUUUCUCCAUAUGUUGGCGGGAUGGCAUUCUCUCCUACUUUAUCUCCGGGGUACAGUCCAUCAUCUCCAGGCUACAGCCCGUCAUCUCCUGGAUACAGCCCAACCUCUCCUGGAUACAGUCCGACCUCUCCUGGAUACAGCCCGACUUCUCCUGGAUACAGCCCGACCUCUCCUACAUACAGCCCCAGCUCUCCUGGUUACAGUCCAACAAGUCCUGCAUAUUCUCCAACCAGCCCAUCUUAUUCCCCCACAUCACCAAGUUAUAGCCCCACUUCCCCGAGCUAUAGCCCCACUUCUCCAAGUUACAGCCCCACUUCCCCAAGCUAUAGCCCCACUUCCCCCAGCUACAGCCCCACUUCUCCGGCUUACAGCCCCACUUCCCCCGCUUACAGCCCUACCUCUCCAGUCUAUAGCCCUACCUCUCCAUCAUACAGUCCUACGUCACCAUCAUAUAGCCCCACCUCGCCGUCCUACAGCCCCACCUCGCCGUCCUACAGCCCCACCUCGCCAUCCUACAGCCCCACCUCGCCAUCAUACAGCCCCACCUCUCCUGCAUACAGUCCGACGUCUCCUGGGUACAGUCCGACAUCUCCGAGCUACAGUCCCACAUCUCCCAGCUACAGUCCCACAUCUCCUAGUUAUCAUCCUUCAUCGGCAAAGUACAGUCCAUCUUUGGCAUACUCUCCAAGCAGUCCAAGAAUAUCACCGUCUAGCCCAUACAGUCAUACAUCUCCAAAUUACAGUCCAACAUCACCGUCGUACUCACCGACUUCUCCAUCUUACUCUCCUCCAAGUCCAACAUACAGUCCCAGCAGUCCUGGUGCGAACCCGGACUAUAGCCCUAGUUCCCCACAGUUUAGUCCGAGUGCGGGAUAUUCACCAACGGCUCCGGGCUACUCACCGUCAUCCACCAGUCAGUUCACUCCAGAGACGAGCAACAAGGAUGAUGGAAGCACACGUUAAGUUGGAGAUGUCAUAAUUGUAAUAGGCAGGACAGCUGUAAUCUUGGUUAAAACCCUGGAAUGAUUGGAAGGAAGUUUUUAGUGUUAUUUGAUGAUAUAUACGGAAUUUGAAAAGAUCAAACCCAACCAGUCCCUGGUAUCACAAUGAUUUUUAUUUUUUUCAUGUGAUCAAUGUACUUCCCUUUGAAACUUUCCUCGACAUCAUUGUCCUUUAAUUUCAAUCUUUCCUCA
Papaver somniferum (opium poppy) is the source of this 5991-nucleotide messenger RNA. RefSeq names its product DNA-directed RNA polymerase II subunit 1-like. The transcript has 14 exons. The record is from RefSeq and is a predicted model, not a curated record. Gene Ontology annotation, cellular component: RNA polymerase II, core complex. Gene Ontology annotation, biological process: transcription by RNA polymerase II. Bases 224 to 5761 code for a protein of 1845 amino acids. Gene Ontology annotation, molecular function: DNA binding. NCBI's taxonomy places the organism in Eukaryota, Viridiplantae, Streptophyta, Magnoliopsida, Ranunculales, Papaveraceae.